Messenger RNA from Aquila chrysaetos chrysaetos, 4838 nucleotides. It is a transcript of the gene ZBTB18, whose product is annotated as zinc finger and BTB domain containing 18. The coding region runs from base 1227 to 2795 and encodes 522 amino acids. The record is from RefSeq and is a predicted model, not a curated record. Lineage: Eukaryota; Metazoa; Chordata; Aves; Accipitriformes; Accipitridae. Gene Ontology annotation, cellular component: nucleus. The transcript has 2 exons. Gene Ontology annotation, molecular function: RNA polymerase II cis-regulatory region sequence-specific DNA binding; protein binding; DNA-binding transcription factor activity, RNA polymerase II-specific. Gene Ontology annotation, biological process: regulation of transcription by RNA polymerase II.
GAUACAGCAUAUUUCUGUUUUGGUGUGUUGUUUAUUGAAUUUCAGAAAAAAAAUCACAUUACUUUUCUAACCAAGUUUAGAGGUAAUAUAUGAAAUUGAGUAUUAAAUAGACAAGUGGACUUACUCAGAAGGCUUGGGCUACAGUUGGAGAGUAUCAGUUCUUGGGCACAUUGUUAGCAUUAACUUUAAUGCAUAUAGUGAGAAUGUCUUGGUUUGGAAGAAGGAGAGAGCAAGUUCAUUCUUCAUUUCUGAGACCAAAACUGCAAUGGAUUUAGUGGCAAGCCUAAGGAGAGUUCUGCUUUAUGUUCUUGUAUUGCAUCUUUUAAAUGACUUUACGGGGGUUUUAGUGAAAUAUACAAAAGUGUGCUUUUUUUUUUUUUUUUUUUAAAAAGGACCGUUCUGGCUAAAAUGUGUUUGUGGGGAAGUCUUUCAUUAAACUUCACGGUUAAAUAUCCAGCAGCUCAGAACCGUAGUAGCAUACAGCUGUAGUGCUUCUGAAAGAUAGAAAUCAGCUAUGUGUUUAAAAACUUUUGUACCCGGGAGAAUGGCUUGACUGGUUUCCUCUUUUCUUUCUCGCGUGUAGCAUUUGAAAUCUUUUAUUUCAGCAUAACAAUAAUUAUUUGAAGGAGUUUUUGUAUUUGCGACUAAUUUAGAACUUGUAGAUUUGAGCUGCCUGAAUUGGCCAGACAGCUGUAAUCGCACUCCUCUAUUCUUAAUCUCUUUAUCUGGGCAGCAGCUGCCAUAUGGCCACAGUCAGCUGGAUCAGAUGUUUAUAAGCUUCCUUCUUCGUCCCUCUCUGUCCUUUCAGCCUCCUAAUUUGAUCACAGCUACCUUGUGAGCUGCCCUCCAAUCUUUAUUUUUAGCCCUCUUAAGGAUUAGGAUUGAUGUUGGCUGUGGGGCACUUAAAGUGAUUGUAUUGUAAAUCUUCGUGCUUUACUCUAGCAAUGGUAUUUUACAGAAUGUAGUAGGGGUUGUGUUGUAAGUUUUUGUACAUCUUGGUUUGCGAGGGAUGAGGAUUUUUCAAUAAUAUCUGCCAGCCUAGAGAGCCACGAUCUGCUUAGAUGGUUUGGGAGAGCAUUGCUAUCAAUCACAGAAGAAUAGGUUAAGACAGGUUUUUAAAAGAUUUUACCUUCCAUUUGAGUUUUGACUUCUCUACUUCUUUAAGUUUAAUUUUUCUUUAUCAUCAAAGAAAGUGAAUAGAAAAAUACUUGGGUUAUGAAGACAGUAUGGAGUUUCCUGACCACAGUAGACAUUUGCUACAGUGUCUGAGUGAGCAGAGACAUCAGGGUUUUCUUUGUGAUUGCACUGUUCUGGUAGGAGAUGCCCAGUUCCGAGCGCACAGAGCUGUACUGGCUUCAUGCAGCAUGUAUUUCCACCUCUUUUACAAGGACCAGCUGGACAAAAGGGACAUUGUUCAUCUGAACAGCGACAUUGUUACAGCCCCAGCUUUCGCUCUCCUGCUUGAAUUCAUGUACGAAGGAAAGCUCCAGUUCAAAGACUUGCCCAUUGAAGACGUGCUAGCAGCUGCCAGUUAUCUCCACAUGUAUGAUAUUGUCAAAGUCUGCAAAAAGAAGCUGAAAGAGAAAGCAACCACGGAGGCAGACAGUACAAAAAAGGAGGAAGACGCCUCAAGUUGUUCAGACAAAGUGGAGAGCCUCUCCGACGGCAGCAGCCACAUGCCAGGAGACUUGCCCAGCGAUGAAGAUGACGGAGAAGAUGAAAAAUUGAACAUCCUGCCUAGCAAAAGGGACUUGGCGGCUGAGCCUGGGAACAUGUGGAUGAGAUUGCCCUCAGACUCAGCAGGCAUUCCCCAGACUGGCGGAGAGGCAGAGACGCACGCAGCAGCAGCUGGAAAAACAGUAGCCAGCCCCUGCAGCUCAACAGAGUCUUUGUCCCAGAGGUCUGUCACCUCCGUGAGGGAUUCAGCAGAUGUUGACUGCGUGCUGGACCUGUCUGUCAAGUCCAGCCUUUCAGGAGUUGAAAAUUUGAACAGUUCUUAUUUCUCUUCGCAGGACAUGCUUAGAAGCAGCCUGGUUCAGGUGAAGGUGGAGAAAGAGGCUUCCUGUGAUGAGAGUGAUGUUGGCACUAAUGACUAUGAUAUGGAACAUAGCACUGUGAAAGAAAGUGUGAGCACUAAUAACAGGGUACAGUACGAGCCGGCCCACCUGGCUCCGAUGAGGGAAGAUUCGGUCUUGAGGGAGCUAGAUAGAGAGGACAAGGCAAGCGAUGAUGAAAUGAUAACUCCAGAGAACGAGAGAGUCCAGGUGGAAGGAAACAUGGACAGCAGCUUGCUCCCUUACGUGUCAAACAUACUUAGCCCCGCUGGCCAAAUUUUCAUGUGUCCUCUCUGCAACAAGGUCUUUCCUAGCCCCCACAUCCUGCAGAUCCAUUUAAGCACGCACUUUCGAGAGCAGGACGGGAUCCGCAGCAAGCCUGCUACCGAUGUCAAUGUCCCGACCUGCUCGUUGUGUGGUAAGACUUUUUCUUGCAUGUACACCUUGAAACGUCAUGAGAGGACUCAUUCAGGUGAAAAGCCCUACACUUGCACCCAGUGUGGGAAGAGCUUCCAGUACUCCCACAACCUGAGCCGCCACGCAGUGGUUCACACGCGGGAGAAGCCUCAUGCUUGUAAGUGGUGUGAACGCAGGUUCACGCAGUCCGGAGACCUUUACAGACACAUUCGGAAGUUUCACUGUGAGUUGGUGAACUCAUUGUCUGUCAAAAGCGAAGCACUGAGCUUACCUACUGUCAGAGACUGGACCUUAGAAGAUAGCUCACAAGAACUUUGGAAAUAAAAUUUUUAUAUAUAUAAAUAAUAUAUAUAUAAAUCUAUAUAGUUGUGGUACAGUCUAAAAGCAAUCUUGUUUCCUUGAACUGAAAGUUUGGCUAUUAGCUUGUUUUUGCACUUUAAGGCAGCAUGAAUAUUUCACUAAUUUAGCACUCCGAUAAAAAUGAACUGUAGAGGUAAUCCGACAAAGUAACAAAUUACGGAGCGUAUUUUUCCCCCUUUUCGGAAUAGAAGCCAGCGGAUACUUUACUUCUAAGGAAUCUCCAAUUCAAAAAAUUUGGAUGUGGCUUUAUUCUCCCCAAAACACUGCGUUCUGUUAAGCUCUCGAUCUUUUUCCUCUUAAAAUCUGAAUGUAGAGAUCCUCUCCCAAUUUUGUCAGUUCCUUUACAUUUCUAUAAUUGCAUGAGUCCUUUCUAGCUGUUGGAAACCUGAAUGCUUUUAGACCCAAAUGGAAAAUUUCUGAAAUGCUGGAUUAUCUAUUUUUAAACAAGCGGUUGACUUAAAACUUAUUAUGGCAACUUCUGGAUUUCUGACAGUUCCCACUGGAAAAAAACAAAACAAAAAAACAACACAAAAACAUAAAAACCCUGAGAGUACACUGGGAUCACUGGGACUCUGUCUUACGUGAAGGUUUGCUUGGGAUGAAAAAGGAUAUUGCAGCUUCAGCAGUGAUGAACUGUGUGUUUAAAAAAUGUGAAUUACUGUUAUUGUAUACUGUAAUUGAUUACAUGGGCCGGGGGGAGGUAUCAAAGAACUUGGCAGGUUGUGUUGAUGCUCUUAGUUGAGUCUUGAAAAGUAAAUAUUAACGCUACAGAAAUGCAUGAUUUUCAGUAUAUUUUUGUCUUUGUUUGCAUUGUAUAACUUUAACGAGUGAGUUGAAAAUUAUUUAAUUUCCUUAGGAAAAAAAAACGACACCGUUGAAAAUGCCGGUGUUACGAAGAAGAGAAAUGCACUGUUUUUAUUUUAUCUAAUUUAAAUUUACUUUCCCACUGUCUUUAAGUUGAGAAGAACUUAAGCUACGAGUCGCCGAUUUAGCUACGUUAACAAGGAAAAAAAAAAAAAAUGAGUGUUUACAACCAGGCUUCGAGAUUUGCAUGUGCGGUGUGCAUUUACUAACCCCAGACCCCUUCUAAUUGCACAGACCCCACGCCAGCUCCAGCUGAGGUGCGUCCAUUUCCCCAGAUGAGCAUUUGUAGGAUUCCUGCUGCACCGCUCCACCACAAUAGGUCGUUCUUUUUUUCCCCCCCGUUGAAAAGAGGCUGUGGACUGAAAAAAAAGGAAAAAAAGCCCCGGGCUGAAAGGCCUGGGAAGGCCUGAGUGACAGGGGGGCCGGGGGAGGGCAGGGGAAGGACUAUGUGUAUCCAAGCAGCAGAGACUGCAGCCUGACGUGUGGUUUUAAUGACCAACACGCAGGUCAAAAGCAUUUUGCACAGUGUUUGUUUUCCUGUCUUGCACUUACAAAUAAGGUCUAUGGGAGUAGCAUGGAAAACGUUUGCUGUUUUUUCCUUUUUUUUUUUCUUUUUUUUUUUUUUCCUCUGCUUUUGUUUAAAAUUUGAUCGCCUUAACUACUGUAAACAUAGCCUAUUUUUGUGCUUAAGAUACUGAAUGGAAAACUCCAUUGUGUAUUGCUGGACUGUUUUGGAAAUAUUUGGUCAAAUGUGUGUUAAUUUGGCUGUAAUGGCAUUUAAAACAAAAAAAAAGCUGUGAAAAUGGCCUUGGAGCGUUAUCUUUAGUUACUUGAAUAGUUUCUAGGUUUUAAAACUACAUUCUUUUCUUAAGUUAGAGAAGACAAUCAGUGUCUGAGGAAAAUGGACUUUCUCUUGGAUUUUUUUGUGGUCCUCGUGAGUGAUUGCUUUUUUCCUUUCCUUAGUUUCACAUUCUUCUUUUGUUCUAAAACUUAGACUGACAUCUAGCUUUGACAAUCAUAGUAUGUUUUAUUUUCCUGAGGGGGGAAUAACUUAUAAUGCUGUUUAGUUUUGUACUAUUGGUGUGUUGGUGAAUUUUUAAACUGUGUGCUAACUGCAAUAAAUUAUAUGAACUGAGAAAUCAA